CUAGUACCUAGUGAGCUGGUGUGUGUUUUUACGUCGCAUGUGACACCAGAGGGCGUAACGGGAGUGAAGGGAGGCUUCAUUUUGAUUUGAAGCUGUUUGAGGAUGCACGCAAGGACAAGAAAGAAGCGUGAGAGCACAGUGUGAGAGCUGAUCUUCCCAAAGCUGUGUCUGCUGGGUUGGACACACUGAGUGGGUGUGUGAGGGUGGGUGUUUGUAUGGAUGCGCUUGACUGCAUGCAGACUUAGGACCCCGGCCUGAUGGAGAAGAGAGACAGGAAGCCGGGAUAUUUUGCAAGGUUGAAGAGGCGGAGGCAGCUCAAGCAGAGCCAAUCGGAGAAGAGUGUGAAUGAGCAGAAUCCAGCAAUCAUCUCCUGUCAAGACGCCCCAAAUGACGGCAACCCCAACAAGAAGACAGACCCGCAGAGAAUAACAGCGAAGCCACCUGCAGGCUCAGAUGAUGGCUGUAAAAGUAACAAUCAGGCAAAGAGGGAGAAGAAGAGGCCACCUGGGACAGUGGAGUUCAGUGUGGGACCUAAUGACUCCCUCAACAGCAUCGCACUCAAGUUCAACAUCACCCCAAACAAACUGGUCCAGCUGAACAAGCUCUUCUCUCGCAGUGUCUACCCCGGUCAGAAACUGUUUGUCCCCGACGUGAGCCAGGCAGAAACUGACCAUAAGUCUGAGAGUUCAUCCAAUCCCUCCUGCACAAAUGGCUUAUCAGAGAACGCAUCACAUGACGGCAUGUCAAACUGCAUGUCAGCAAAAUCCCUCCGGCGUGAGCUCUCCCCAAACUCUGAGGACGAGAGCCCAGCGACGGUUAAAUUCAUCAAGAUGAGCUGCAAAUAUUUCACUGAUGGCAUGGGAGUGGUGGGAGGCGUGCUGAUCGUAACACCCAACAACAUCAUGUUUGACCCCCACAAGUCAGACCCCCUGGUGAUCGAGCACGGCUGCGAGGAGUACGGCCUGAUCUGCCCCAUGGAGGAGGUCGUGUCCGUGGCGCUGUAUGACGACGUGUCGCGCAUGAAGCUCAAAGAUGCUCUGCCUUCAGACCUACCCGAGGAUUUGUGUCCUGUGUACAGGCCCGGCGAGUGGGAGCAACUGCCUUCAGAACAGGAUCUGAACCCCUUUAGCCGCUAUGAAGCUCUCGAUCCAAAGCGACCAAUCGUCUUGGACGACAUCGAAUCAACCCUCUCAGAAACUGCGAGCACAGAGGGCGAGCAGACAGAGAAGUCUCCAUCAGACGAAGGAUUCACAGAUUUGGAGCCUACUGUCAACAGGAGCACUGAAGAGGCCGAGGCCACGUCCUCCAAAACAACCAACACUAUCAGCAGGGACCAAAAGGAACUAGGACCAAGCUGCCCAGGCCGGGGAGACCUCCAGGAGAAGUCGAUGCUUAGUCACACUAAAGGGAAGCUGGAUGAUGAAGAGGAUGAGGGCGUAGCUCAGAACAGCUCCAUCGAGGAUGGAGAGUCGAUACAAUCCUCCUCAGAGACUGAAAAACAGGGUGAUAAACCUUCAAGCCAAGAGGUAACUGAAACCAAAGAAACAAAACCUAAAGGGACCGAAGAGCUGCUAAAUGGUGCACAUGAUAAAAUAAUCAGCGCACCAGUGGACCAAAACAGGAAGCUGAGUCUGAAGGAGGCUUCGGAGGUUUGUGGAAACUCUGGUCCGAAGAGACAAAGCCCAGACAGACCAGCAUGUGGGGCUGAACUCAGUGAGGAGGAGAGACGGAAGAAAAGCUAUGAGGCAGAAGUGAAGUCGUGGCUGCUGGAGAGGAUGCAGGCUCCAAUAGAAGACAUGCUUUUCUCAUCAGAGGAGAAGAGUAAAAACCCACCUAUGUUCCUGUGCUUCAAAGUGGGAAAGCCAAUGAGGAAGUCCUUUGCCUCUGGGAUGACCUCUAGUCCCGCCCACUCAUUUGGGGGCCGGGGUAAACAGCCAGAGUACUGGUUUGCUGUGCCACAAGAAAGGGUGGACCAUCUGUACGCAUUUUUCGUCCAGUGGUCUCCAGAUGUGUACGGGAAGGAGGCUCGAGAGCAGGGCUUUGUUGUGGUGGAGAAAGAUGAGCUAGACAUGAUAGACAACUUCUUCAGUGACCCUGCAUCUUGCAGCUGGGAGAUCAUCACCAUUGAUGAGGCUAAGCGUAGGCAGAGUUUCGGCAGCUGUGACGGAGACUCUGUGGAUGCACUGCCAAUACUCAAUGAUACCAGUGAUCUGAUGCAGGACACGCACAUCGAGAAGCUCGCCUGUCGCCUGCCAGCACGUGUGCAGGGUUACCCCUGGAGACUGGCAUACAGCACUGUGAAACAUGGGACCAGCCUGAAGACUCUGUACAGGAGCUUGGCAGACGUGGACAGUCCCGUGCUGCUGGUCGUCAAAGACAUGGAUAACCAGAUAUUUGGGGCGUUCUCGACUCAUCCCUUCAGAGUGAGUGAAUACUGCUAUGGCACAGGAGAGACAUUCCUGUACAGCUUCUGUCCUGAGAUCAAGGUGUACCGCUGGACGGGGGAGAAUUCUUACUUUGUGAAGGGCAAUACGGAUUCUCUGCAGAUGGGAGGAGGAGGUGGUCAGCUGGGUCUGUGGCUGGACGCUGAGCUGUACCGAGGCACCACCACCAAAUGCGCCACCUUCAACAACCAGCCACUCUCCGCCCAGCAGGACUUCAACAUCCACAGUCUGGAGGUCUGGACCUUCGAGUAGCCUCACCUGCCUCCUAGCUACGUCUACAUUCACUCUCCGCUCCUUCAAUCACACCCCAAGUCUAUUACGCACCACUUGGAGGCAAAACCUCGCUGCCCCGCAAUGACACUAAAUGUUCUGUGAGAGGAAACGGAAAGCAGCCUGCGCAGUUGUUACUGAAAACGGAACAGAAAGCCUCCUGCAUCUCUCCUGAGAAAAUGUCGUUGCUCUCGGUUCAUUGGCUGCCUUAGACAUCCGACAACGCCUCCAGCUUUCCCAGCAUGCAGACUGCCUUACCACCAUAAGCUUAUGAGGAGAGAGGAGAGAGAAGAGGAAGGCUGCUGACGUUACUUCUGCGGUUAAUCCCCAAAAAGAACAGAUUUUAGGUGUGUAUGAAAGAAGCGUUCCCGUAUUGCUGUAGGUUACAGGACGAAUGAUCUUUUUUUAAUUUUUUUUUAUGACGCAAUGAAUUUCAAACAUGAAGGAAAUGGAAAUUGCCAGGGAGAUUUUGGAUCCUCCGCCGUUCGAUUAUCAUUCAUUGCGGGAAAUAUCUGUAAUUGUUUACAACGGGAAGAGUUGCUCUUCCCCCGAAGGCCGUCUUGUUUUCUCAUUUUGAGUUUUUAGAUGAACUGAAUGAGAAUGUCCCAUUUGCAUUUCCUCACAACUACAUUUUUUUGUUUUCAUUCCCCCUGUACAAUCCAAAACGUAGUGGUUAAACCAGGAAACAUUUGCAAUGACCAAAUAUGUUCUAUUUUAAUUUCAUAUGUUGUGAGCUCAUCAUAUUUUAUUAAAUAUUUUAGAGUUUUUAUUUUUACAUGUUAUUUUUACAUUCGUUUUUUUUUAUUAAUAAUGCUCAGUUGUUUUUUUUAAUGGUUGUACUUUUAUAGAAAUGUUGUGUUAAAUAUUUCUGUUUCUGAUUGGACCUUAACAAGCAGUAGAAAUGUGCUGUCAGUAUUCAUAUUGCACACGGACUAUUUUUUUUAAAAUCUCUUUUGAUUUUCAUUUGUGGUCGUUGUCGUUCAGAGAGUCACAGCCAGUAGAAAUUUGAAUGUGAUGUCACUUUGCACUACAGGAUUAAUUGACAGUUAAUGCUGUGUCGUGGCUCUACGUAAUGAAGCAUUUCUUCAGUGUGAAA
Molecule: messenger RNA, 3810 nt
Organism: Morone saxatilis (striped sea-bass)
Lineage: Eukaryota; Metazoa; Chordata; Actinopteri; Moronidae
Gene: ncoa7b
Product: nuclear receptor coactivator 7
Biological process (GO): regulation of transcription by RNA polymerase II; response to oxidative stress
Cellular component (GO): nucleus
Source: RefSeq, a predicted model, not a curated record